GUGAAUUUUUCAAAACUGGCCUAUAACAGGCUCCAGGCUGAAGUGAACCGAGGCAACCUUGCAGACUGCCGAAUUUUCCCUGAAAAAAUACUGCGCGAACCAGGGCGAAGCAGGGAGGGGCCAGGGGCUAAUUCCGCCACGUUCUUUCCCUUAUGAGUCCUAUCGUCCCACCGGUGCAUGAUGCAUUUUUUGAAUCUCGCUCGCUUACCUUUUUCUAUCCCUGACGUAUAAAUUUUGCAAAAUUCCCCAGUUGUUUUGAAAAUAAUUGCCAGCUCAUGCCUAGAACCUCCUCAACCAAAAAACACAAAGGCCGUGUUUUUCAAUGUGUUGGCUACGAGAACUGCUCAAUGUCGUUCACUCGUUCUGAACAUCUCGCCAGACAUAUCAGGAAACAUACGGGUGAAAGGCCUUUCAAGUGCGAACACUGCGCCCGCCGAUUCUCUAGACUGGACAAUCUUAGACAGCAUAAACAAACCGUCCACAUCUACGAAAAUUUCAUUCUCACUUAUCCCGGCGAAAAUGUCAAUGUGAGAAUGAAAUCCGAGGAAAAAGAUACCAGCACGCAGAAAAGCCCGGCUGUCCUCCAGCAAGGCGCAAUGCUUCCGCCGCCUCGUAGAAGCAUUCUAUUGACCGGCAACAACGAAUUCAGACCACAUUUGCCCAACAAACCGGGGCCUAUCUUCGUCCAGAACUCCAACUUCUCGCCAGCCGGUUCCCAAUUGCCAACGCCGACUUCAAGUGCUGUGCCCUCCGUCUCUUCAGCUUCUUCCAGCAGAGUGAACUCUCCUCAUUCUGUCUCUUUCAUCAUAAACAACUACGAUACCCCGAUCUCCGCAGGAACGCCUACUAGUACGAAAACAUGGCUCAAUAAUGUGCUGAAUAAUCAACUGGCCACGCCAGACUCAGCCGCAGCGCAGACCCUCGUUACUAUGGGCGGAUCGCAGACCCCUAGCGGAUACAGACUCCCUGCCCUGAAUGAACUAGGCAUUUAAUAAUAUACGAUAACGAUAAUAGUC
Molecule: messenger RNA, 1016 nt
Organism: Ogataea polymorpha
Lineage: Eukaryota; Fungi; Ascomycota; Pichiomycetes; Pichiales; Pichiaceae
Exons: 1
Coding region: 348-992 (214 amino acids)
Biological process (GO): regulation of transcription by RNA polymerase II
Cellular component (GO): chromatin
Molecular function (GO): DNA-binding transcription factor activity, RNA polymerase II-specific; RNA polymerase II cis-regulatory region sequence-specific DNA binding
Source: RefSeq, a predicted model, not a curated record